Molecule: messenger RNA, 650 nt
Organism: Asterias rubens (European starfish)
Lineage: Eukaryota; Metazoa; Echinodermata; Asteroidea; Forcipulatida; Asteriidae
Product: transmembrane protein 256 homolog
Exons: 4
Coding region: 9-371 (120 amino acids)
Source: RefSeq, a predicted model, not a curated record
CAACAAAAAUGGCAGCGCCCAGCGGAAAGCUUGCGGGUUCUUUAUUUGUACGUUUAGCAGGACUAUCUGGUGCCACAGCUGUUGGAUUGGGUGCUUAUGGAACUCAUGUAUUGAAGCCCAGAGCUGAGAUAGAGCAUGAGAAACAGGUAUUUGAUUCAGCCAACAAGUAUCAUUUCCUACAUAGCUUAGCUCUAUUAGCAGCACCGUUAACGAGGCGCCCGAUGCUGGUUGGUUCGUUGAUGGCAAGUGGAAUGACCUUAUUCUGUGGGCCGUGUUAUUACUAUGCAAUGACGAGUGAUCCGACUCCAGUGAAAGUAGCUCCGUAUGGAGGUACGCUUCUCAUUGUAGCGUGGGUUGCUAUGGCCCUUUGAGCGACCAGACAAUGCCGUGGUUCUAUUAUCUCUAGAACUAUUAUUCUCAUAUUUUAUUUCUUAUUUUCUGGCUCACUUAAUAACAUGUUUAAAAGGCAGUGGACACUAUUGGUAAUUACCCAAAACAAUUCUUAGCAUGGAAACUUACUUGGUAACAAGCUAUGGAGAGCUGUUCAUAGUACAAACUACAUUGUGUUGUGAGAAACAGAUCCCUCUGAAGUAACGUGUUUUUUUUAGGAAGAAGUCAUUUCUCACUUAAAUGUAUGAAUUGCGAGACUU